Messenger RNA from Danio aesculapii, 712 nucleotides. RefSeq names its product peptidylprolyl isomerase Fb (gene ppifb). The transcript has 6 exons. The coding region runs from base 80 to 658 and encodes 192 amino acids. Gene Ontology annotation, biological process: protein peptidyl-prolyl isomerization; cellular response to hydrogen peroxide; regulation of mitochondrial membrane permeability involved in programmed necrotic cell death. Gene Ontology annotation, cellular component: mitochondrion. Lineage: Eukaryota; Metazoa; Chordata; Actinopteri; Cypriniformes; Danionidae. The record is from RefSeq and is a predicted model, not a curated record. Gene Ontology annotation, molecular function: peptidyl-prolyl cis-trans isomerase activity.
GUGCACGUGCUUGGUUCUUCCUGUGCGUGCACUGUCAGUCAGUCAGUCAGUCAGUGAGGAGUUUCUCACCGGAGUCAACAUGUUAAUUCUCGGUAACCGGCUGAAGCUGUGCUCGGUAGCGUUCACCGCGGCACGUCUGUACAGCACCGGGGCUCAAGCCAACAACAACCCGGUGGUUUUCUUCGACGUCGCGGCGGACAACCAGCCGCUCGGCAGAGUCACCUUCGAGCUCAACGCGGAUGUGGUGCCCAAAACCGCAGAGAACUUCCGAGCGUUGUGCACCGGUGAACACGGUUUCGGAUAUAAGGGCUCCAUCUUCCACAGAGUGAUUCCUCAGUUCAUGUGUCAGGGUGGAGAUUUCACCAACCAUAAUGGAACUGGAGGAAAAUCCAUAUAUGGGCCCAGAUUUGCAGACGAGAACUUCAAACUCAAACACACCGGACCAGGUAUUCUGUCGAUGGCGAACGCUGGAGCGAACACAAACGGCUCACAGUUCUUCAUCUGCACAGCUAAAACAGAGUGGCUGGACGGGCGGCACGUGGUGUUCGGCAGUGUGAAGGAGGGCAUGGAUGUGGUACGGAAGGUGGAGGCGCUGGGCUCACGGUCGGGACGCACCGCUCAGAGGAUCAGCAUCACUGACUGUGGAGAACUCAAGUAGAGCAGCGCACACACACACACACACACACACACACACACACACACACACACAGAU